Molecule: messenger RNA, 2261 nt
Organism: Salvelinus namaycush (lake trout)
Lineage: Eukaryota; Metazoa; Chordata; Actinopteri; Salmoniformes; Salmonidae
Product: fibroblast growth factor 18-like
Exons: 5
Coding region: 1-777 (258 amino acids)
Biological process (GO): positive regulation of cell population proliferation; positive regulation of protein phosphorylation; embryonic heart tube development
Cellular component (GO): cytoplasm
Molecular function (GO): type 2 fibroblast growth factor receptor binding; type 1 fibroblast growth factor receptor binding; growth factor activity
Source: RefSeq, a predicted model, not a curated record
AUGCUUCCCAGCUUUUCUUCAAGGCUCGCCCUCUCUCUCAGCGACACUCUUCUGGGCACUCUCUCCGUCACCCUAUCGCACACCGAGGUGUCGCGACCCCGCGGUGACCUGCUCCUGACUAGCCCACCUUACGCCACGGGACUCCGGGGGCCCAGGGCCAAAGAGCUAAGCCAACAGUGUUUACAUGUUCUGGUCCUCUAUUUCCACCUCCAGGAAUCUCAACAGAGCUCAGCCGAUUUCAGGAUCUAUAUUGAGAACCACACGCGGAACCCGGAUGACCUGAGCCGGAAGCAGAUCCGUAUCUACCAGCUGUACAGCCACACCACGGGCAAGCACGUCCAGAUCCUGGGCAAGAAGGUCAACGCCAACGGAGACGAUGGGGGCAAGUACGCUCUUCUUGUUGUCGAGACGGAAACCUUUGGGAGCCAUAUUCGAAUAAAAGGGAAGGAGAGUGAGUAUUACAUCUGUAUGAACAAGAAUGGCAAAAUCAUUGGGAAGCUCAAUGGAAGGAAUCAGGAGUGCGUCUUUGUGGAAGAAUUCUUGGAGAACAAUUACACAGCUCUCGUGUCGGCCAAGUACAAAGGGUGGUACCUAGGCUUCAACAGGAAGGGGAGGCCCAAAAAAGGAUCGCGGACCACACAAACACAACAGGAAGUGCAUUUCAUGAAACGCCACCCAAAGGGCAAGGUGGACCCACUGGAAGAGUUCCGUUUCACUACAGUAACUAAGCGGACACGAAGGGCGCGUCGCUUAAAACAGAACCCCGAAACUAACUGAUGGUCCGAUGGACAUCAGACACACUGUUUUCCAAGGAAAUCACAAGAUUCUUCUGUAAAAAGAACGACGACAAAAAAAGAACAAACAUUCAAAGAUGUUUUAUUUUUAUAUUUCAGGAACAUUGAACAUCUCCCAAAUGUUGGAUGUUUCUGAGUUGUUAUAAUUAUUAUAAUGUGUCUUAUUUUAUUUAUAUCGGAUAAACUAAGAAUGACAAAGGACCCUUAUUGCUUAUCUUCUGCUCCUUUGAAUUACAAACUGAAGGCAUAUUUCUGACAAUGAGGGUGGAAGCAUGAGUUUAUAAAUGUUAUAAAAAGAAAGCGCUAGAUUUUAUUGGAAUACCUGUCAGUUUUGUUUGUGUCACCCCCCCGACAACAUGGAUCCCGUAUUUCUACUGGAAUCAGACGCCAAGGAGACGAAACGGAAAGAGGUGACAGUGGCAGGUGACACAGUCUACCUAGAUAACUGUGUAGCUUUGAGUGCAAUAUUUGACAGUGCCCACUCUCUCUCCCCCAACUCUCCCUCUGUGUUGAUACCUUCUGCCUGAAUCGUUGGCUACUCUGGCUGGAAUGCGCUGAACACGAUGUGUACAGUGUGAUUUCCUUGACAUUUUUGUACAACUGAUGAUUCAACAUGCUUUGACUAGCCAGGUAUCAGACAGACGGGGUUGUAGUUUUGUUGAACCUCAGUUGAUGUGGCUCAGAAGUUAACUGACUAUUACAAUGGAAACAUAAUAUCACACCUUUAGCCUUUCUUGUCUUACUGUGGUAGAAAGUUGAAACAAGCCUAAUGAAUACUGGACAGCUUUUCAAACACUGCCUUAUAUGAUGUUAUCUGAUAUACUUCAGAAUCAUUUUUGACACAGAGCAAGCUUUCUGUUAUUAUUAACAUCUGCAUCCACCAAUUUUGCCCUGCUUUUCAUAGGCCUACAACCAAAAGGUGGAUUGUAUUUCUGGUUGUUCAUGGUGCACCCAAGCACCCAUGUUCAAAGAGACAUCCCAAAAACUGUUAAUCUUUAACAAUGUGUUCAAUCAAGCCAGUUAUAAUGUCGAGAGCACUGAAUUGUUCAAAUGUGUACUAAGACAGGUAUAGAUUCAUCCUAUCCACCCACUAUCUCUGUGUUGUAAGACCUAACUCUCAAACCCUGAAAACCGUACAACCAGAAAUAUGCUUAUCUUGGAUUCGGGAAACAGACUGCAGCCAAUAAUAGACCAGACAACCAGAGGAGUUGUGAUCCCUACAGAACAUGGUAGAUCAUUACCAUUGAUGACAAAGUUCAGCCUCUAUUCCUGGGUAGAGCUGUAGUAGCCUAUAUAUUUGUCUACCACCUGACAGGUUUUGUAUGAGAUGCUACUAACAACAUGACACGUUUAUGAAUUUGUUUUUUUAAAUGUAUGCAAAAACAAUUUUAUGACUAUUAUAAGAUAUUUAUUGCCUUUCUUUGUAAAUACAAUGUGAUGAAUUUAUUUGGCCUCUGUUAAUAAAAU